CUGUCUCUAAAUUUUAUCUUAUAUUUGUUUUUCUUUUUCAAGUUUUUCUAACUCUUCUUCUUCAUUCUUCAAAAUCAAAAUCAUUCAACACAAUCAUAAAAAACACAUGGCUUCUUCACAACAUCAUAAACUUCCACAACCACUUUCUUCAUAUAUUUGUAAUGGUCCAAAAGGAUCUUCUUCUUCUUCUUCAUCUCAGUUCAAAAGGGUAGGUUCUACUUCAGAAAGAUCAAAUCCAAAGUCUCUUGUGUCAGAAGAUUCAAGAAUGGAUGAAUCUUCCAUUAUUACAGCAGUGAUUGGUAUACUUAGUGGUUACAUAGGAAGAUAUGUAAGAGAUGAUAAUUUCAGGAGAAUCAUAAGAGAGAAAUGCAAUUCUUUUUUGGAUAGAGUAAGAACAAGAAAAAGAAGAAAAGAUUUAGGUGAUGAUGAUGAUGAGAUCUUUGUGAACAUAGAAUUUUGUAUGAAGAAAAUUGAUAAACUGAUAGAAGAUCAAGGAACAAAGAAACAAGUUACAAUGAUGAAAAGUUUAAGAAAUUCUAUUGAGCUUUUAACCAAAAUUUCUUCUUUGAAUUCUUCUAAAUCUUAUCUCUCAUCUUGUGCUCAUCUUUACUUAGCAAUAGCUUACAAGCUACACAAAAAUGAUAGAGUUUCUUCAAAGCAUUUACUUCAAGUGUUUUGUUAUUCACCAAAUUUGGCUAGAACUUAUCUUCUUCCUGAUCUUUGGGACCAUUUGUUUCUUCCUCAUCUUCUUCAUCUUAAAAUUUGGUAUACUAGUGAGUUUGAGUUUCUUUCAAAUGAAUUUCAUGGUGAGAAAGAAAAGAAAGUCAAAGUUUUGAACAAAGUUUACAAUGAAAAAAUGGAUAGUGGAACUUAUCUUUUUGCUAUGUAUUAUAAACAAUGGCUUAAAGUUAGUGGUGCUAGUGAGCUUCCUCUUCCAAUUGUUCCCUUGCCAUCAAGACCAAGUUUUAGGUCAUCAAGAAGAAUGUCUUCAGAUUCUUCAAUUUCAAAUACUUCCAUUAAUCCAAAUUUAUACAAGGAAGUGUUUGGCCUCAAACAAGAGCAGCAAAAAUCUACUAAUCUUCGUGACCAAACUGGAAUUUUGACACCAAGAAAGGGAUUAGAGAUUGAUAAAAAAAUGUAUGGAGAUGAUUAUAGAUGCAGUUCGGUUCAGAAAGAAGACAGAAAAUCUUUUGGAAGAUCAUCAAACCAAAUUGAUAAGAAUAAAGCUCACCAAAGAUUGGACUAUUUUCAGUGCUUAUCUUGCAGGUUCAUACCAACAGAAACCAUGUCAAAAAUCAACUAUAUUAAAUCUAAGAAUGCUUCCUCAAGUGUUCUUUCAAGUGACUUAGUUGAAGCUAUUACUACUAUAUGUUCAUCCGAUAUUCUAACCGAAUGUGAAUUCGCUAUUCGUGUCGUUACCAAAGCUUGGUUGAACUCUCCGGGUGAUCCUCUCAUUGAAGAAGCAUUGACACAAUCUAUUGUAGUCCAAGGUAUCUUAGAGGUUUUGUUCGUCUCGACUGAAGACGAAAUUCUUGAAUUGAUUAUAUCAAUUUUAGCAGAAUUAAUUACAAGGAAUGAUUCAAUUAGACAAAUAAUACUAAAUUCUGAUCCACAACUAGAACUAUUUGUGAGACUUUUAAGAAGCACUAGUCUUUUUCUUAAGGCUUCGGUACUUCUUUAUCUAUCAAAACCAAUGGCAAAACAAAUGAUAUCAUCAGAAUGGGUGCCAUUGAUACUUAGAGUGUUGGAAUUUGGAGACAAAUUGCAGACACUUUUCACAGUGCAAUGUAGUCCUCAAGUUGCAGCAUUUUACAUUUUGGACCAACUUCUCAAUGGUUUUGAUGAAGAUAAGAAUUUGGAGAAUGCAAGACAAGUUCUUUCACUUGGUGGAUUGACACUUCUCAUCAAAAGAAUUGAUGAUGGGGAGAUUCAUGAGAAGGAGAAUUCUGCUUUGAUUAUUUCGUGUUGCCUUCGAGCCGAAGGAAGCUGUAGAAGCUAUUUGGCUGAGAAUAUUAACAAGAGUUCAUUGCUUGAACUCAUUGUUCUUGGAAGGAAACAAAAUUCAAGUGGUUAUGCAUUGUCUUUGCUAUUUGAAUUGCUUCACCUUGAUAGAAGAACCAAGAUUUUGAAAUUCUUAAGAGGACUCAAAGAUGGAUGGAGUGGCUUAAACACAAUGCACAUUUUCUUCAUAUAUCUUCAAAAGGCUCCACUAGAAGAAAGGCCUUUAGUUGCAGUGAUAUUAUUGAUGCUUGAUCUUAUGGAAGAUAAACAUCUCAAGGGCAGCAUAUAUAGAGAAGAAGCUAUUGAGGCAAUUGUAGCUGCUUUAAAUUGUAAAAUGUGUGAUGAUAGAGUUCAACAGCAAUCAGCAAAAGCUCUACUCUUAUUAGGAGGUCAUUUCUCUUAUGCAGGGGAAUCGUUGAUGGAAAAUUUGCUUUUACAAAAAGCUGGUUUCCAAGAAUUUUGCUUAGAAGAUUCAUUUCCCCCUUGCAAGGAAAUUGUUCUUUAUGACUCAAUUCACAAGGAGGAAGAAGAAGGUGAGAGUUGGCAAAAAAGAGCAGCAUGUGUCUUGUUCAAAAGUGGAAAUAAGAGAUUGCUAUCUGCACUUGCAAAUUCUAUAGCUAAUGGCAUUCCAAGUUUAGCACGUGCAAGUCUUACAACUAUUUCAUGGAUGUGUAGCUACCUUCACUUAGUUGAAGAUACAAAGUUGCCACAAAUGGCUUUCUCAAUCUUAACACCACAGUUACUACAAUCAUUGAAUUAUGAUAAUGAUGUUGAAGAAAGAGUUCUAUCUUCAUAUUCAUUGUUGUAUCUUACAAAAUAUUCUGGAUGUGACUCUAUCUUCCCAUCACUCAACAAAGACUCACUCACACAUCUCAGAAAUCUCUCCCUGGUGACGUGGACUGCAAAUGAGCUUAUCUCAAUAUUCUCAAAAAGAAGCAUACAAUUAAAACAAUAAUAUUAUGAUUUUGUUGAAUAUCUCUCCUUGUAUGUUUCGAUGAACGCUGAGUUUGAAAAAAAUACAAUGAUAUUGUGAUUUUGUAGAAGAGUUUACGUCAAAAUCACAUUGAUAUAUAAUGAUUCUGAUAAUCUUCCGGUCAAUUCAAACUUGCACUCAGUCGAUUGUAUUUUCCUUAAUAUUAGUAUUAUUCCAUUUCAUUUCAAUAAGUAUGAUUGUAACCAUAUAUCAUUGAAUUUUGUAUAGUUGAUUAGUUUGAUAGGGUAGGGAAUAUUUUCCA
Medicago truncatula (barrel medic) is the source of this 3236-nucleotide messenger RNA. RefSeq names its product putative E3 ubiquitin-protein ligase LIN-1. The transcript is spliced from 7 exons. NCBI's taxonomy places the organism in Eukaryota, Viridiplantae, Streptophyta, Magnoliopsida, Fabales, Fabaceae. The record is from RefSeq and is a predicted model, not a curated record. The coding region runs from base 107 to 2956 and encodes 949 amino acids.